Molecule: messenger RNA, 2174 nt
Organism: Dendronephthya gigantea
Lineage: Eukaryota; Metazoa; Cnidaria; Anthozoa; Malacalcyonacea; Nephtheidae
Product: U1 small nuclear ribonucleoprotein 70 kDa-like
Exons: 10
Coding region: 70-1743 (557 amino acids)
Biological process (GO): mRNA splicing, via spliceosome
Cellular component (GO): precatalytic spliceosome; U2-type prespliceosome; U1 snRNP
Molecular function (GO): U1 snRNA binding; mRNA binding
Source: RefSeq, a predicted model, not a curated record
UCUUCUCUCAUUAUCUCAAUCUCGUGGUGGAAAGACUUUGAACGUUUUUGUUUGCGAUUUUACCGCAAAAUGACAGCGUUUUUGCCGUCCAAUCUUUUAGCGUUAUUCGCUGCAAGAGAACCUAUACCAUAUUUGCCACCGCUUGAUAAACUUGGCCAUCAGAAGAAACCAUGGCCGUACAUCGGAGUGUCCAACCAUCUUGGGAUGUUUGAGGAUCCAAAUGAAACACCAGCUCCAACCAGGGCAGAAAAUAGAAUAGAAAAAUCUGAACGAAAAAAAAAAGAGAGAAAUGAAAAGAACAAGCUUCAACUGGAACAAGCUUUGGAAGAUUGGGAUCCACAUACAGACCCUAAUGCUGUGACUGAUGCCUUUAAGACCUUGUUUAUUGGUCGAUUAAACUACGAUACAUCUGAAAGCAAGUUACGAAGAGAAAUGGAAAUCUAUGGCCCUGUGAAAUCUAUCCAAAUGGUGACCAAUACAUCGACAGGAAAACCACGUGGUUACGCAUUCGUUGAAUUUGAACACGAACGAGAUAUGCACUCUGCUUAUAAACAUGCUGAUGGCAAGAAGAUUGAUGGUCGACGUAUCGUGGUUGAUGUCGAGAGAGGAAGAACUGUGAAGAAUUGGAAACCGCGGCGUUUAGGUGGUGGUCUUGGCGGCACUCGUAAUGGCCCAGCUGAGAUGAACGUAAGACAUUCAGGUCGUGUAGAGAACUUUGAAAGGGAUCGUGAACGUGAAGAUCGUGGUGGUGGUGGUGGUGGCGGCGGCGGCGGUGGUGGUGGAGGUGGUGAUUUCCGUGAUCGUCAGAGGCGUGAACGUGACCGCGACCGUGAGCGUGACCGUGGUGGUCGUGACAGGGAACGUGAUCGGGACAGAGAUAGAGAUCGGGAUCGGCGUAGAGAUCGUGGAGAACGGGAUCGUAGUGAGCGGGAUCGUGGUGAUCGUGAACGAAGUGAUCGUGAUCGUGGUGAUCGUGAACGAAGUGAUCGUGAGCGUGGUGACCGCGAUCGGGGAGAUCGUGAUCGUGGAGAACGUGGUGAUAGAGACCGUGAUCGAGACAGGGAUCGGGACAGGCGUCGUGAUCGAGAAGGUGAACGUAAUCGUGAUGGUGAACGUGAAACACGCGAGGGCGAGCGUGAAGGGGAAAUUCGUGAGCGUGAAGGAGUUCGUGAGCGUGAAGGAGUUCGUGAGCGUGAAGGAGUUCGUGAUGGUGAUAUGCGAGAACAUAAUGAUUUGAAACAGGAACGCGAGGAAGGGGAGCGCGAACGUGAUAGCGAUCGUGAGAAGUAUCGUGAUGGAGAACGUGAGCGUGGUGAAGAUCGGGAAAGACAGCGUGAGGGGGAACGUGAUCGUGAUAGAGAGCGUGAUCGUGAUCGUGAUAGAGAGCGUGAUGCGGUUCGUGAUCGAGAUCGUGAUGGCGAACGUGACCGUGAGCGUGGUGGCGAACGCGAUCGUGAGCGUGAUGGCGAACGUGACCGUGAUCGUGAGCGUGAUAGAGAGGGUGAUGGAGAGCGUGAACGUGACCGCGAAAGGGAUGGUGAGCGUGAAAGAGAUCGUUCUGAUCGUGAACGUCGUGAUCGUCACAAGCGUGAUCGUGAUGAAGACGAUGAACGCAACGGUGAAAGAAAAGAAGACGCAAUAAAAAAAAUAAAAACAGAGGAUGAUGGUUAUCAAGUAAACAUGGGAGCAGGCGAUAAGGAAAAACAAAUGGUGAAACAAGAACCAGUAGAUGACUAUUAUUAAACUAGAUUCCAGCCAUGAAAUAGUGCAAGAAUAGCAAUUCCUUGUAUUUGACUAUUGACUUUACACUGGCUUUGUUUUUGCAAACGUGUUGUAAUAACUGCUACUCUAUCCAGGAAAUUUUACAACUUCAACUUAAUUUAAAGUUAAAAAAUUACAACCUCUCUUUAAUAUUGCACGCCCAAUGGCAACAGGAAAAGGCAAGACGGAAACAGCUAUUAUUGCUGUAUUAGCAUUUAAAAAUCCCGUCGUUUGAGAAAUACGUGUAUAAAACUGUGCUUGAUUCAACGAGGUUCACCGCCAUGUUUAACAUUGGUCAUCCGGUUUAACCUCAAUUACUCUUUUAACAAGAUAAGUCAACGAUUUUAUACUGAUAAUAUAAAUGUAAAUAGUUUUCUCCUCAGUUUAGCGUAAUAAAAGAAGGAUCAAAACAA